AUGCGCGCUAAACGAGGGAAUAAGAAUAAAAAUGGCGGAGCUGGCGGAGGUGGAGGUGGAGUGGGCAUCGGACUGUCCGAAGAUACCGCUGAACUGUUCGAGGUGACACGAACGAACCCAAACAUGAGAACGCUGGAAGAGUGCGCAGACCUCCUGCGAAGAGGAGGCGUUGGAAUCAUCCCCACGGAUACAAAAUACUCGUUCGUCGCCGAUUUGAAUAAUAAGGACGCGAUUCAGAACCUAUACACCAUUAAAGGCAUCGACUCGAACAAACCGUUAUCCAUCUUAUGCAGAGGGUUUCAAGAUAUCGACACCUAUACGCUCGGGUUUCCGCCGGCGACGCGACCGGGAAUGGCGGAUCCGUUCAAAUUAGCUCGGAAGUGCCUUCCAGGACCGUAUACUUUCAUUUUACCCGCAUCAAAAUCGUUACCGAAAAUAUGUCUCCUGGAUACCUCAUCGGCCGGGCACACCAGGCUUUCUAAAUGCCAACAGCGAAAGACAAUCGGAUGUAGACUUCCUGACUGCGAAGUCACUCUGGCCUUGCUCGACUUGCUCGAUGCGCCGUUGAUGUGUUCGACGGUACCUUUUGAUGGAGAUGUUCAACCUAUCGUUAUGAGAGACGAAUAUUCGAGAUGCGCCUUCGUAUUGGAUGCCGGCACGGACGCUGAACAACUCGCUUCGACGGUUAUCGAUUUGUCUAUCGGAGACGUGCCGAAGGUUUUAAGAGUCGGUGCCGGGGAUGCAUCCGUAUGGUCUGAAGACGGCGACGUUCACGUUGAAGUAGAUGAUCCCGAUUUAGCGUGGGGUUUUGCAUAA
Messenger RNA from Bathycoccus prasinos, 816 nucleotides. RefSeq names its product Sua5/YciO/YrdC/YwlC family protein. Bases 1 to 816 code for a protein of 271 amino acids. NCBI's taxonomy places the organism in Eukaryota, Viridiplantae, Chlorophyta, Mamiellophyceae, Mamiellales, Bathycoccaceae. The record is from RefSeq and is a predicted model, not a curated record. Gene Ontology annotation, molecular function: double-stranded RNA binding. The transcript has a single exon.